Misgurnus anguillicaudatus (oriental weatherfish) is the source of this 2322-nucleotide messenger RNA. The record is from RefSeq and is a predicted model, not a curated record. NCBI's taxonomy places the organism in Eukaryota, Metazoa, Chordata, Actinopteri, Cypriniformes, Cobitidae.
CACUCUUUUUUUCAAGAACACUGUGUGAGGAAAUGCGUGCGGUCGCAGUCAGUUGUUUGUUGUGCAGCUCGUUCAGUUGCACGAGUAACUGUUUGAAGCGGCACUCAAACUCUGAUUGGUCUUCAGUUCAGACAGGAAGUUCAGACUUUAACAUUGAGCAGAACUUUGGACCCGGUGACUCCAGAUGCUCAGCCGCAGUCUUCUAGGUGUAAAGUGAAACAAGGAACAGUAAAGACACAAUGUCUGGACCUCCUCCUCCACCUCCUCCUGGACCUCCUCCAACCUUUGCAGUGAGUUGACCAUUAUACUUGAUGAGGUGAAUGUAAGUAUAAAGUAUGAUUAUUGUUAAUAGUCGAUGUUACAGUAUUGUAUUUCCACAGGCAAACACAGAGAAGCCAGCUUUGAACAAAUCUCAGCAGCAGGGAAGAAAUGCUUUACUAUCAGAUAUCGGUAAAGGGGCUCGACUCAAGAAAGCAGUCACCAAUGAUCGCAGCGCACCAGUAAUAGACAAACCUAAAGGUGGAGGAGGUGGAGGAGGAGGGGGCGGGUUUGGAGGCGGAGCUUCAGGUGGAAUGGGCGGCCUUUUUCAGGGUGGAAUGCCAAGGCUAAAAUCAUCAGGGGGCGGUAAUGCCAGACCCCCGAUGCCACCCACAGGUGGGAGAUUUCCAGCACCCAGUAACCCAGGUGGAAACAGACCCCCAGUCCCGAGCUCCGGACGACCUUCACCUGGGAGGUCUGGACCUCCACCUGUACCUUCCUCUGCACGUCCGACACCGCAAAGCUCUCCUGGCGGCCCACCACCUCUGCCUGGAGGAGGUCGACCGCCAAUCCACUCACCUUCCACGCAGCCCCCCAGCCAGCCGGGCAGACGCCCCAGCUUUCCUCCACCCCCGAAGGAAUCUUCCUUCCCUCCACCUCCUACGCCCACUAGUGGCCGGCCGCCAUUACCCGCAAUGUCUAGCAGGUCCUCAGAUGACUUCCCUCCUCCUCCACCACCCGCAGGAGGACAUAGAGCGUCUUUCUCUCGAGAUGGAUUUCCACCACCACCGCCACCAUCAACAGAAAAUAAACCACCAUCUCCGCAAAAACCUCCGGGUAAUGCACCUCCAUCUUUACCACCAGGAAGAGGGGGCCUGCCACCCGUUCCCCCAUCACAGCGAGAGGAGCCAGUCUCUAGAGGUCCUUCACGAAACAGCCUUCCUCCUCCACCUCCACCUGGACGCUCCAGCCCUUUACCCCCUCCACCCAAUGACACACGAAGGAAUUCAACUGUACGAUCAGGUCCUCUUCCACCUCCACCCACAGGAGCAGGAAACAGAGGGGGACCUUCUUCUUCUGCACCUCCUCCUAGUCGCCCCGGUGGACCAGGCAGACCCACUCCACCUCCAGAACGUCCUGCAGCGACAGGGUUCCCUCCUCCACCUCCAGAUCGUCCUGGACCGACAGGGUUCCCUGCUCCACCUCCAGAUCGUCCUGGACCGACAGGGUUCCCUGCUCCACCUCCAGACCGUCCUGGAGCAGCAGGGCUCCCUCCUCCUCCACCUCCAGGCCGUCCUGGAGCAGCAGGGUUCCCUCCUCCACCUACAGAUCGUCCUGGAGCAGCAGGGUUGCCUCCUCCACCUCCAGGCCGUCCUGGAGCAUCAAGCUUCCCUCCUCCACCUCCCUCUGAUAUGAAUGGAUUCCAGUGUCCUCCUCCACCUGCCACAGAUGAAUGGGGAAUGAGGUUUUCAUUCCAUCCCCUGUCUGAAUUGCCUCCACCAGAGCAAUUUAUCCCCUUCUCCAAAUCUUACCCCAGCAAGGCUGGAUCUGGAGGCAAAGGGGUGAGAGACAGAGGUGCACCACCCUUACCACCAAUUCCUAGAUGAAAGUUGCUUAAUAAUGCUGCAGUUUUAUUAUUUUUCACAUUUACUGUAGGUCUAAUGUGAGCUGGAUGGUUCUCUGCUAAACAGGUUUUUUAGUUAUUUCCAAAACAAUAAGGUUUUAUCCAUUUUAUUAUGAUCCAAAUCCUCAUAGAAUAAAAUUUACAUUUUAAUGCAAUAAAGUGCAUCCUGAUAUUAUCUUGUACAUUGAGGGUUUAAUUUAAUAAGUCAAAAUUCAACUUAAGCCAAGCCAUUUUCUUCUGUGAAAUUAACAGACAUCCUUCAGGAUAUUAAAAUUAGAUGUACAGUAAUGAUCAAAUACUGUACAUUGGUAAGAUGACUUCUUUCAGCAGGUUCAGUUAUGUGUACGUUUUGAUAUUCUAAAUGUGAAGUGCCGUAUAAGAGGCACAAUGUUGAAUGUUUCCACUAUAGAGGAAUGACAAUAAAGCUCACUUGAACUUAA